AUGGCCCAUUUCGAGAAAUUGAACGCACAGCGCACAUUUACCGACAAUACCAUCGCCGUCGGGAUGACGCUCGAGUGGCUGCGGGACGACGACUCAAUUUCGAUAUACAACGUCGCCUCUGUCGGUUUCUCGCAAGAUAAUAUACCCCUGGCACUACGUCCAACCCCACUGCAACGCACGAAACCGCAUCACCCGUGGAUCGAUUGUUUCCCUUUCCCCCAGAUCCAGGAUAACCUCAUUGCCGUGGAGGAUAAAUUUGAUGAGUCGGAGCUCUGCAGUGAUUUGAUGGCGUUCUGGGAUACCAGGAAUUCCGGGACCACGCCUUUGGUAUGGGGAUUUCCGUGGGAUUCGAAUAAUUGGGAGGUGAUGGAGGGGUUUUGA
Aspergillus chevalieri is the source of this 381-nucleotide messenger RNA. RefSeq names its product DUF3425 domain-containing protein. The transcript has 2 exons. The record is from RefSeq and is a predicted model, not a curated record. Lineage: Eukaryota; Fungi; Ascomycota; Eurotiomycetes; Eurotiales; Aspergillaceae. Bases 1 to 381 code for a protein of 126 amino acids.